AGGAAGCCGAACAAAUGAAGAGAGUAAUGUAGAUGUAAUUAUAAUGAUUAUAUAUCUUAAUAUGGGAGAAAACAAAAGAUGUUUGAUGGUAAUCAUUCUUAUUCAAGCCAUUAACGCCGGCAUGUUUUUGCUUUCAAAGGCAGCAUUCAACGCCGGAAUGAAUCAUUAUGUCUAUAUUUUUUAUCGCCAGGUCGCCGCCACUGUCUUCCUUUCUCCCUUAGCCUUUUUUCGACGAAAAGUCACCCCUCCUUUGACAUUCUUUACCUUCUGCAAGAUUUUUUGUCUCUCUUUGUUGGGGAUAGCCAUAUGUUUAAAUUUGUAUGGAAUUGCUCUCGUGUACACUUCAGCAACAUUGGCUGCAGCAACUUCCAAUUGUCUUCCUGUCAUCACUUUCUUUGUUGCGCUUUUACUUAGGAUGGAGGUGUUGAGGUUGAAAUCAAUAGCAGGAGCUGCAAAGAUAGCAGGAAUAUUAUUUUGCAUCGGUGGUGUUGCGAUUUUGGCAUUUUACAACGGCCCCCAAUUGAAUUUGUUUAACAAUCACCAUCAUCUCUUUCCUAUCCAUAAACCUAAUAAUAAUCACCAUUCUUCCUCUCUUCCAUUGCCCAAUUCUUGGUUGAUGGGUUGCUUUUUGAUGCUAUCUUCCAAUACCUUAUGGAGUGUUUGGGUUGUUCUUCAGGCAUUGGUAUUGAAAAGCUAUUCUUCCAAGCUUCAGUUGACAAAUCUUCAAUGUUUAUUAAGUUCAUUUCAAUCAUUUGGUAUUGCCAUUGCAAUGGAAAGACAACCUCAUAAAUGGAAACUUGGUUGGAAUCUUCAGCUUCUUGCAGUCAUAUAUUGUGGCAUGAUGACCGCGGUUACAUUUUGUCUUCAAGCUUGGGUUAUUGAGAAGAAAGGACCAGUUUAUUUAGCCAUGUCUACACCUUUGGCUCUUAUCAUCACAGCCUUCUUUUCUGCUAUAUUUCUUGGUGAGAGUAUCACUCUUGGAAGUACUUUAGGAGGAAUGUUGUUGGUGGGAGGGCUGUAUUUUGUGCUAUGGGGAAAGAACAAAGAGCAAACAAUAAGUGAAACAUUGAAAGAAGGUACCAAAGAAGGCAACGACAUUGAAGAAGGGAAAGAUAUCACUAAAGUAGAACAAUAAAAAUACAACUAUGGAGAUCAUAACAGAUUGUACUAUGGAGAUAACAGAUCGAAGCUCUUUAACCUCAAAAGUAGAAGAUUAUGAGAAUAUUCAA
Cucumis melo (muskmelon) is the source of this 1229-nucleotide messenger RNA. RefSeq names its product WAT1-related protein At5g64700-like. Gene Ontology annotation, molecular function: transmembrane transporter activity. The transcript is spliced from 7 exons. Lineage: Eukaryota; Viridiplantae; Streptophyta; Magnoliopsida; Cucurbitales; Cucurbitaceae. Gene Ontology annotation, cellular component: plasma membrane. The coding region runs from base 44 to 1135 and encodes 363 amino acids. The record is from RefSeq and is a predicted model, not a curated record.